This is a messenger RNA of Boeremia exigua, 3560 nucleotides long. RefSeq lists its product as uncharacterized. Lineage: Eukaryota; Fungi; Ascomycota; Dothideomycetes; Pleosporales; Didymellaceae. Gene Ontology annotation, molecular function: P-type sodium:potassium-exchanging transporter activity; ATP hydrolysis activity; ATP binding. The record is from RefSeq and is a predicted model, not a curated record. Bases 1 to 3231 code for a protein of 1076 amino acids. Gene Ontology annotation, cellular component: membrane. Gene Ontology annotation, biological process: proton transmembrane transport; sodium ion export across plasma membrane; intracellular potassium ion homeostasis. The transcript has 7 exons.
AUGGACAAAGAGGACAAAUCAGCUCAGCGGAUCCGCUUCGAUACCGUUGAUGAGGAAGCAGGUCCUGGAGCGCAUGAGCGUGCGCUCCAGCGUCAUCACCGUCGCAAUAGUAUUAGCAGUCUUUCGAUUCACAGUGCAGGUGGCGGCACAAGAAACGUAGACCCCGGUACUGCGCUGCCUAUCACCUACCGUACGCUCUCAAUCGAAGUCGAUGAGGAGAACCAGAAGAAACAGUCUGAGAUCAAGCGCGCAAAGGAGAAAGGCGCUGUUGACCUGACUGCUCUUGAAUGGCACACUCUCGCUGUCGAUGAGCUUUGCCGCCGCUUCUCUGUCGAUACCAGCCAGGGCCUCUCGGAAGAUCAGGUCAAGCGACGGAUUGCCGAGCAUGGCAGGAACAAGAUGUCACCCCCUCCAUCAGGCCUCUUUGGCAAGAUCACGGGCUAUUUCUUUGGAGGCUUUGGAAGUAUUCUCCUCGGCGCUGGUAUCCUCGUCUUCAUCGCGUGGAGGCCUCUUGGUAAUCCGCCAGCGGUAGCCAACUUGGCGCUUGCUUGCGUCCUGAUCGCUGUCUGGCUCAUCCAGGCUGCUUUCAAUGCAUGGCAGGACUGGUCUACGAGUCGAGUGAUGGCUUCCAUUGGAACUAUGCUUCCUGAUCAGUGCAUCGUUAUUCGCAAUGGUUCCCAGGCUAGUGUGUCGGCACUUGACCUAGUUCCUGGAGACAUCAUUGUCAUCAAGCAAGGAAACAAACUGCCUGCCGACAUUCGCUUUGUCGAGGUGUCCAGCGAUGCUAUGUUCGAUCGCGCCAUUCUUACAGGUGAAUCGGAGCCUGUCCAUGCCACAGUCGACGCAACCGAAGACAACUACCUCGAGACAAACAACAUUGGUAUGCAAGGCACACAUUGCAUUUCCGGCAGCUGCAUUGGUGUAUGCGUCGCUACUGGUGACAGUACAAUCUUCGGACGUAUCGCGAAGCUUACGUCGGAUCCAAAGACUGGCAUGACGCCUUUGCAGAAGGAAAUCCUUCGCUUUGUGCUCAUCAUAUCGACUUUCAUCACAGUGGUGGUUAUUGUUAUAGUAGUUCUUUGGGCGGCAUGGCUGCGCAAAGACUACCCAGGCUGGAUCGAUGUUCCUCUCCUGAUCGUGAGCUGCGUGUCGGCGGCAGUGGCCUUUAUACCUGAAGGUCUCCCGAUUGCUCUUACCACAAGUUUGACCAUCGUUGCGAACAUCAUGAGGAAGAACAAGAUUCUGUGCAAGUCUCUGAAGACAGUUGAGACCCUUGGUUCGGUCUCCGUCAUUUGCUCUGAUAAGACAGGCACGUUGACUAAGAACAGCAUGGUCGUCACGGACAUAUAUGCUGGAGGCGAAGAGUACACACCCGCAGCCGCUCGCGAUCUCAUGGCCGCCCUACGAUCCGAGAACAACCUCGCUGCUCUCUCUAAGAAGAGGGAAGACGUCAUCGAUCGACUACGUAUGCUUGCUGGUCUUUGCAACUCUGGCGAGUUUGACGCUGCCACUAUGCACCUCCCCAUUGCUGAUCGUAAGAUCAAUGGCGACGCGACCGAUCAGGCCUUGCUUCGUCUCUCUGAGAGUCUUGGCUCAGUGGCUGAACUCCGCCGUGAUUACAAGAAGGUCUUCGAGAUUGCUUUCAACAGCAAGAACAAGUUCAUGGUUCGGCUCGUAAGCCCGGCUGACAAAGAUGCGACCGGUAACAACACUACCCUCAUGAUUAAGGGUGCGCCUGACAUUCUGCUCGGCCGCUGCGAUACUCUUCUCAACGAUAAGGGCGAGACUGUGCCCCUUACGCCAGCUCAAGUUUCCCGCAUCGAGCAAAUCAAGGACGACUGGUCUCGUCAAGGUAAGCGUGUCAUUCUUCUCGCGCAGAAGCCAACUGUUGCCCCUUUCUCUACCAAUCACGAGAAGGAGGUCCUCGUCGCUGCUCGUCAUGGCCUUACCUUCGUCGGUAUGGUGGGUAUCGUCGAUCCUCCGCGUGAUGAGAUCCCCGAUGUCGUUCGAAUCCUGCGCGGUGCCUCCAUUCGCAUCUUCAUGGUUACUGGCGACUUCAAACUCACGGCACAGGCCAUCGCAGAGGAGUGCGGAAUUAUAUCCAACUCGGCAAUCGUCGACGACAUCAGCGCUCUCGGUCGGGACGGCAAGAUCGGAACGACAAGGCAGGCUAUUGUCUUAAGUGGACCAGAACUCAUUACUCUUAACGAUGCGCAGUGGGACCAGCUCUGUCAAUACCAAGAGAUCGUUUUCGCACGCACAACACCUGAGCAGAAGCUUCGCAUUGUUAAGGAGUUUCAGAGCCGCGAAAACAUAGUCGGUAUGACUGGUGACGGUGUCAACGACGCACCUUCCCUGAAGGCUGCCGAUAUUGGUAUCGCCAUGGGCAGCGGGUCAGACAUCGCUAUUGAGGCUGCUGACAUGGUUCUCCUUGACUCGUUCGCCGCUAUUGUGGAAGCAGUACAAUACGGUCGCCUGGUCUACGACAAUCUCAAGAAGACGAUCGUCUACCUACUUCCAGCAGGCAGUUUCUCUGAGCUCUGGCCCGUCAUUACUAAUGUCGCGUUCGGUAUUCCCCAAAUUCUCUCAUCCUUCCUCAUGAUCAUCAUUUGCUGCCUUACCGACUGCGCAGCUGCCAUCACUCUCGCCUAUGAGAAACCCGAAGCCGACGUGAUGCUCCGCCCACCCCGCAACCCCCGCAAGGACCGCCUUGUCAACACCCGUCUGAUCUUCCACGCAUACUUUGUAGUCGGUCUGCUACAGUGCUUCCUAUCCUUCACCAUGGCGUUCUGGUACCUCGAGACGCAAGGCAUCCCAUUCAACGCCGUAUGGCUGCGGUACGGGGAAUACGAAGAACCCUUCACCGCAGACUUCAUCAACGACAAAGUCAACACUGCAAGCAGCAUCUACUUCGUCACGCUGGUGGUGAUGCAGUUAUUCAACUUGCUUGCUACGCGCACUCGCCGCCUGUCGAUCUUCCAACAACCGCCGUUGUUCAACAAGGAGACGCAGAACUGGCUGCUGUUUCCUGGUAUGCUGUUCGCGAUUGUUGUUGUGUUCAUCUUCUGUUACAUUCCCGGCCUGCAGAACACUAUCGAUACGCGCCAGGUGCCCGUAGAGCACUGGUUCUUGCCAGCUGCGUUUGGGUUUGGCUUGCUGAUGCUGGACGAGGCGCGGAAAUACUGUGUUAGAAGAUGGCCGCGGGGGCUGCUUGCGAGGAUCGCGUGGUAGACACCAUGUAGUUGAGAGAACUGGCUGCAUACAUCAAAGAAAGAAAGUAGAUAAUACCAGAAGAGUACCUGUUCAAAACACUCAAUAUGCUCAUCAAAGCAUUACACCCCCUCCACUCAUGCGACCAGUUUUGCAUCUGGCGCUCGAGGACGAAUGUUCAGACUCCCUAGCGGAACAAAAUUCAUCAUUCCUAUCCACAGCCUCAGGCAGAACUCUCCAAGAAGACAGUGUGUAAAUAGCACCAACGUUGUAGUCAAGAGAUACUUUCCCAAUCCAUCUCAUGUGUAAGCUGCCCCAGCCCCGAACAGGAAGCCACCCCGACCCCGCAC